UGCGGAAGCAGCCGAUGCCUCUGGUUGCCUGGUGGCGGAAAAUUUGUAAGGAGUUGAUUAGCGCGAUCGCGGUCUGUGUACGCGCUGCAUUUGUCCGUGUGCGCGUCGCUGAAUCCGGCGGCGUGUUCGUGUGACCGUUCGAGGCAUCCCGCCGUUGUUGCUCACCGGACAUGGCCGUGGCGCCCGGUGAUGGCCACAACACGUACGUGGCCUCCCUGGACGUGGGCUCGUCGAGCGUUCGCUGCCACAUCUACGACCGGCAAGCCCGAGUCUGUGGAACAGCCUCGCAAAAGUUGCAGACCGAGUGUCCCUCGGCUGGCGUUUUCGAAGUGGACCCCGAGCACUUGUGGCAGGCCUCCAAGGACACGCUAAGAGCCGCACUCAAGGGUUCCUCGGUGUCGCCAAGCUCAGUGAAAGCCCUGGGCAUCUCAACGCAACGAGCAACUUUCGCCUGCUGGGACAAGAGCACGGGCCAGCUUCUGCACAAGUUCAUCUCGUGGAAGGACACCCGUGCCGAGCCGCUGUGUCGAGAGUGGAACUCCUCUGCACGGGUCAAGGCCAUGCGUAUGGGGGCCAGUUUCCUGUACUGCCUGACCCACAAGGACCGUUACCUGAUCGCUAGCAUGCUGCGCUUCGAGUCUGGCCUGGUGGUGAUGCGACUCUUAUGGGCCCUCAAGAACAUACCGGGGCUUCGCGAGGGCGCACGCGAAGGCCGUGUCGUCAUGGGCACCGUGGACAGCUUCCUGCUGUGGCGGUUGACCGGAGGCCGCGUGCACGCCACUGACCCUUCCAACGCCUGCAUCACCGGACUGUUCGACCCCUUCACGUUGGAGUGGUCCCGCCUGAUCACAGACAUGCUGGACAUUCCUGCCAGCAUGCUGCCCAAGGUUCUCAACACAAGUGGCGUGUUCGGUGUGACAGAUCCCGAGAUCCUGGGCGCCGAAAUUCCCAUCGCGUGCCUGGCGGGUGACCAGCAGGCAUCGGCGUUCGGCGAGUGCUGCUUCAUGGCAGGAGACGUCAAGUGCACCAUGGGCACGGGCACCUUCUUCAACGCCAACACGGCGGACCAGCCGCACGCGUCCACCGUCGGCAUCUACCCCGUCGUUGGCUGGAAGAUCCGUGACGAGGUGACGUACCUUGCCGAAGGCGGCAGCUUCGACACUGGUACCGUCGUCGACUGGGCACAGGAAAUGGGCCUUAUCAACAACGCCGACGAAAGCGCCGAGGUGGCCGAGUCUGUGGAAAGUUCAGCGGGUGUCUUCUUCGUUCCUGCAUUCAGUGGGCUCCAGGCGCCGGUGAACGACGCGUACGCAGCCGCGGGUUUCCUCGGACUGUCGCCGUCCACGCGACCCGCACACAUGGUGCGUGCCAUGCUCGAGUCGCUGGCCUUCCGCACCUACCAACUGCAUGAACUACUCAAGGGAACCUCUGGGCUACCCGCCAUCGGCAGUGUCAGGUUCACCGGCGGUGUGACGCGAAACACAUUCCUCAUGCAGCUAUUGGCCGACCUGCUGCAGGAACCCAUUAUCUGCUCUUCACAGCGCGACAGCAGUGCUCUUGGCGCUGCUUACCUCGCUGGCCUCGCUGUCGGAUUUUGGAAAGACUUGGCCGAAUUGCGGGACCUGCAGCAUAAGGGCGUUGUCUUCAAGCCUAGGGCUGAACAGAUGGCCCCCUGUCAAGCUCUUUUUAAUGAAUGGUGUCGAGCAGUUGAACGUUUCACACAAUGGCACACACCAGCUGGCUCCUGGUGGUCUGGUGAAAAGUGACUUGGUUCUUGUCAUUAUUUUCCAAAGACAUCUCCGCAGCUGCAGUUUUUGAUGAAGGAGUCUUUUAACAUAAUGCUGACGCUUGGCUGCUAGGUUUGGAUCAAACCAUUCUGCAUAAUUUUGUUUCAGUAAGCACUCGCGACUAAUUUUUAUGAUAUGCUCUAUUGCAUGUUAAAGUGCCUGUAAAUUUAGGCUACAAUUUAUUAUGCACCUGUAAUGUUUAUAAAUAUAAAGUUGCAUAUACUGCAGAAAAGUACAACUUGUGGCCCCCUUACUGCCACUAGCAUUAGGUGGCAUCACAAAUUUGCGAACAUAAUGCUGUAUCACUACAUUUCCCAAUGUCCACAAUUUGGAGACAAAGUACAACAGUAUUAAAAAUACUGGUUGUUAGACGAGUGCU
Messenger RNA from Rhipicephalus sanguineus (brown dog tick), 2166 nucleotides. Its product is annotated as putative glycerol kinase 5. Gene Ontology annotation, molecular function: glycerol kinase activity. The coding region runs from base 171 to 1766 and encodes 531 amino acids. NCBI's taxonomy places the organism in Eukaryota, Metazoa, Arthropoda, Arachnida, Ixodida, Ixodidae. Gene Ontology annotation, biological process: glycerol metabolic process; glycerol-3-phosphate biosynthetic process; triglyceride metabolic process. The record is from RefSeq and is a predicted model, not a curated record. The transcript has 17 exons. Gene Ontology annotation, cellular component: mitochondrion.